AUGAGAAAUUUCAAGAGUUCAAUCAAAGCAAGGAACAAAUUGGAUAAUCUGGCGCUAAAGAGAAACGCCUCUCAGUCGUCCAGUUUUGGGUUUUGGUCUGCAGAAAGAGCCGUCGAUGGUUCUCGAACUGGGCCAAAGUUAUGGUCAGUGUGUUCGUCCACCGCUAACCAAAGUAACCCGUGGUGGAGGGUGGAUCUGGGGGACGUUUACCGCGUUAGCAGAGUAAUCAUCACUAACAUUAACAACAGCGUCGCAGACCGAAUAAACGGAGCCCAGAUUCACAUCGGAAACUCUCUGGAGAACAACGGCACCAACAACCCCAUGUGUGCUGUUAUUUCCAGUAUUCCAGCUGGAGUUUCUGCAACCUUCCUCUGUUGUUUUAUGGAGGGUCGAUAUGUGAGUCUGUUCAUUCCCGGAGACUCAAAGAUGCUUACUCUGUGUGAAGUGGAGGUGUAUGUAGAAGGUCCGUGUUGGAAGCAGUCGUUGGUAAAACUGAAGCUCAACUCUAGCUUUAGUCUUUCUGAUGUGCAGCUCCUGACCCAGCUGGAAUCUGCUCUGGCCCGAAUAGGACUUUCUGACGUGACGCUGCACUGGACGCAACUGCCCAAACAGGAAGUGAUGCCAAAGCAAGUUGCGCCAGGUUACAGAUAUCCUUGA
This is a messenger RNA of Danio rerio (zebrafish), 657 nucleotides long. The record is from RefSeq and is a predicted model, not a curated record. NCBI's taxonomy places the organism in Eukaryota, Metazoa, Chordata, Actinopteri, Cypriniformes, Danionidae.